Molecule: messenger RNA, 1297 nt
Organism: Acaulospora morrowiae
Lineage: Eukaryota; Fungi; Glomeromycota; Glomeromycetes; Diversisporales; Acaulosporaceae
Source: the annotation of a GenBank genome assembly
AUGACAGAACAUGACGAUUUGAUAGACUACGAUGAAGAAGACGAGAACAUACCUACUGACGUUGCACCUUCCGAACCGCCUGCUGUAAACAGUAAAGAUAAUACUGAAGAGGAUAAGAAAGAUAAAAAGGGUAGUUACGUCGGCAUUCACUCUACUGGUUUUAGAGAUUUUUUGCUGAAGCCCGAGUUAUUGCGCGCCAUUGUUGACUGCGGGUUUGAACAUCCCUCUGAAGUUCAACAAGAAUGUAUUCCUCAAUCAAUUCUUGGUAUGGAUGUUCUAUGCCAAGCAAAAUCUGGAAUGGGGAAGACAGCGGUUUUUGUUCUGGCCACCCUUCAACAGGUUGAGCCCGCCCCGGGGGAAGUUUCUGUCAUCGUGCUCUGCCAUACUCGUGAAUUGGCCUAUCAAAUUAGGAAUGAGUACACUCGAUUCAGCAAGUAUAUGCCAGAGAUUAAGGUUGAUGUCUUCUUUGGUGGAACCAUAGUCAAGGACGACCAAAAAAAGUUUUCAAACAAGGAUACCACUCCUCACAUUGUGGUUGGUACACCUGGAAGGGUACUCGCCUUAGUGAACGAAGGGUAUCUCAAAGCGGGCAGUGUCAAACACUUUGUGCUUGACGAAUGCGAUAAGAUGCUCGAUCAACUAGACAUGAGACGUGACGUACAAUCCAUCUUCAGAAAAACUCCUCAUAACAAGCAGGUUAUGAUGUUUAGUGCCACACUUAGUAAAGAUAUUCGACCGAUCUGUAAAAAGUUUAUGCAAAACCCUCUAGAAAUCUAUGUUGAUGACGAAACAAAGCUCACGUUACAUGGCUUACAACAAUAUUUCCUAAAGUUAAACGAGUCUGCCAAGAACCGAAAAUUAAACGAUCUCUUGGAUACUCUUGAAUUCAAUCAAGUGUGUAUAUUUGUGAAAUCCGUUUCGCGAGCCAACGAAUUGAACAAACUUCUAUGUGACUGCAAUUUCCCCAGUAUUUGUAUUCACGGUGGUAUGACCCAAACCGAUAGAAUUGCUAAAUACAAGGCUUUUAAAGAUUUCCAGAAAAGAAUAAUGGUAGCUACAGACGUUUUUGGUCGUGGGAUUGAUGUUGAACGCGUAAAUAUCGUUAUCAAUUAUGAUAUGCCUGACGGUCCAGACACGUACUUGCAUAGGGUAAAUCCUCUUCACGAAUUUGGAACGAAAGGCGCUGCUAUCACUUUCGUAUCAAAUACUGAGGAUGCAGAAAUCUUAAACAAAGUUCAGGAAAGGUUCGAAGUGAACAUUACCCCGCUUCCAGAUGAACUAGAAAUUAAUAAUUACA